Messenger RNA from Pelobates cultripes (western spadefoot toad), 5338 nucleotides. The record is from the annotation of a GenBank genome assembly. Lineage: Eukaryota; Metazoa; Chordata; Amphibia; Anura; Pelobatidae.
AUGACACUCGUUGAAUCCCUCCAGAAUUUGAAGAACCUGGCCAGGAAGGUGGAGGUGAUGGAGUUGGGUGAAAUCUCUUAUACUGAGCUGGACUUUGAACUGCUGAAGUUAGAAAUAAGAGAGAUAGAAUCCUCAGCUACACAGCUCCAAGCUUCCUUCAAUGGACCUAGUGCUUUAAUGGAGACUCUCUUUGAAAAGGUGCGUGAAACAAUUCAAAAUAUAACUCAAAAUUUCAAGGAAACCAUAAAGCAUAGGUCUAUUUAAAAUGACCAACAUGUUGCAUAAUGUCCAACUUUAAUCAUUUCAUACCUUGCAGAUCCAAAACAUAUCCAUCAUGGUGAACCAACUGGAAUCAUAUGAUAAGAACAACGUUCUUGCAGUGAAACAAGAAAUUGCCUCCUUACGGAAAUGCUUGGAGGACUGUGAGAAGCACCAAGCUGUUCCACCUGUCCCCUACGGUAAGCACAAAAUUAUCACAAUGUCAGAGAGCUUUUUUAAAAACAUUUUAGCCUUUAGUUGAACAUAAAACCAUGCACCCAAAUAUUUACACAUACAUAUAUAAUCACCAGAUUUGGAGAUUCACUUCAGUCCAAACUGCUAUUCAUCUAAAUUUUGACUGAUCAGGUUGUGACAGACCGCCUGCCACCCCAACAGGGUGCUUCCGUCAAUUGAUGCUCCUAGUGCUCACCAAGUAUAUCCAGCCAUCCACCACACACCAUCAGCACUGCAGUCCUCCAUUCCAGCGUUACAGCUUGACUGGGGUCUCGCUGUCUUCCACCCACCCUGGACCUAAGACCAGGCUCCAGGUUCCCUCCCCUCUGCCUGAAGCGCUCACAGACUAGGUUUUUUGCCUUCUUUUGGAUCAACAGCAAAAACAUAUGUGAGGAAGGCUGAACUUGAUGGACGCAAGUCUCUUUUCGGCUAUGUAACUAUGAAUAAAGUACUGUUAGUAACUCAAUUAUCUCCAGGCAGAAAAAACGAAUUUUCCCCAAAGUACAGAAAACUCCCAAAACACAACAUAUCCCAGGAAGUCUCUUUUUGACCGGCCGCAAGCAUGGCUUUCAUACCCAAAAUAAUUCCAGGGAUUUAGGCUGUGCAGCCGGUCUAUUUCAUAUAGUUCAAAUCCAGUCAGAAUGGUCGAACGGAGCCAUUUGUGCGCACAGUCAGUGUGUACAGCUGGUUCGGUAGAUCCCUUCUCCCGAACAGCGCUAUGUUCGUGUGAGUUUAGCCGAAUAUAGAUGGAGGUGGAAGUCUCAGCUGUGUUUGUGCCAUCUAGUGUCCGAUUUGAGUUCCAUGAACUCGACAACCAAACACCACUGACCUUGUUCGACUAAACAAGAUGGCCACCGCCACGUGUUCGGCUAUACGAACAGCGACCACCUAGCUGUUCGUCAAUUCGCUAUGGUUAACCACAGCUCCUGGGUGGUCAACGAGCAGCACACUCCACUUGCGGCUGGUCUGGCUGUUCGACAGUUUGUUCGGUAAACCCCAUUUACUGGACGACAUAGGGAAAAGGCAUGAACAAGCCUGUCUAUAGCCCUGGAGCACAGUUUAACACAGGGGCCAUAGUCCUGGGUCAAGAGGCUGGCAAACAGGCUCCUCCAAAAACCAGUGGCGAGGUUACUUUCACCACACAGGUGAUCGGUCAAAUUUCUUGAACUCUGAGCUGAAAUGAACCGAAUCAUGAACCAACUAAGAUGCGCGAUGAUGUUGGUUUCAGUUCGUAAUUUUGGAUUCCACUUGUGCGGGGGGGGUGUAGGGGGGGGAGAUGCAAUUGAUGGGGAAUAAAAAGAUUAUUUAUAGCUAGAGGACAGUCAGGAAAUGCUGAUUUUAAGCCACAGAUCAAGUGAGAAGUGACAACAGAGAGAAAAAAAGAGAAGCAGUAAAAAUAGUUUAUUUUAAAGGACUACUAUAAGCACCCAGACCACUUUAGCUCAAUGAAGUGGUCUGCCAGGUCUCUCUAGUUUUAACCCUGCAGCUGAAAACAUAGCAGUUUCAAAGAAACUGCUAUGUUUCACUGUGGGUUAAUCCAGCCUCUAGUGGGUGUCUCACAGCCAAUAGAGGCACUUUCACGAUUCUCACUGUGAAAAUCACAGUGAGAAGACGCUGGACCAGUGGGGGCAAUUGCCGGCUAAUGCAGGUCUGACAUUGUCCAAGUGCCAGCCCUGCAAUGUGCUUGCAGACCGGGUAGGGAGAUCAGGUAUCUCCCUCCUGGUCCGCAGGCACUGUGCUGACAGCUAGCAGGGGAGGGAGUGAGAGAGGAGCUCAGCCUGCAGCUCCUCCGGGUCCUACUCUCGCGAGCAUGGAGUGUUGCCGUGGUUACCACAGCAACACUCCAAAUCUCGCGAGAGUGAACUCUAGCCCUGGAGCACAAACUGCACACCCAUACACACACUGCCCCCAUACACACACUGCACACCCAUACACACACUGCCCCCCAUACACACACUACAGACACUGCCCCCCAUACACACACUGCCCCAAACACACACACACAAAUCCACCCUCACAUACACACUGCACCGCUCAUACACACACACACUCUCCCACACAUACACUGCACGCUAACACACAUUGCAACCCUGACAUACACUGCCGCCCUCACGCACUCGCACACACACUUCACCGCUCACACACACACACUGCACCUUUCACACACACUUCACCCCUAACACACACCACUGCUCUUAUGCCCUAUAACCCAGCAGACCCCAGGUAAGUUGUCAAACUGUUGUUAAAUGGUAUGACUACUUGGGACUCUGGGAUGGGAUCCUGGCACUACUGACACCAUAACUACUACACUGAGCUGUAGUGGUUAUUGUGCCUGGAUUAUUUCUUUAAAUAAUCUACAAGUGCCCCUCCCGGGAUCAGGCUCUGGAUCCGCCAUUGCGCUGGACUUCCAUAGGAAAGCACUGAGUAGUGCUUUCCUAUGUGCGGUUUAAAUGCGCACAGCUCUGCCGCGCAAGUGCAUUCGGCGAUGACGUCCGCAGGGGUAGAGAGUUCCCCAGCACAGAGGGAGCCCAGUGCUGGAGAAAGGUAAGUGGCUGAUGGGGGUUCUAAACGAGUUUGUUUUCCUAGCACUAUAGUGCUCCUUUAAGUUUUUAAUAAAUUUAUAUAUAUAUAUAUUUUUCUCUUUUUUCCUUUGAUCGCUCACCUCCCAUUUGAUCUGUUAACCAAAUGGCAGAAAAUGCUUUUAUCAGUGUACUGCAAUAUAUCUAAAAUAUUAGUAGUAGUUCUCUCUCUCUCUCAAAAUUUAUUUUAUUUAUUAUUGUAACACAGUGAUUGGCCCAUUUUGUAACCCUUUUAUUUAUCUGAUAUCGGUUUCUGAAUCAAGUCUUCAGCACCAAAAUUCUGCUGCGCCAAAUCAAUAUAUGGUUGAAUUUACAUAAACACACACAACACGAACAUGAAUAGAUUUACCUAUCUUCUGGUUUAUUGACCUUUUCCCCACAGUUCUUCAUACUUCCCAACUCCGCCGUCCCACCUUGGUGGGGGGGUUUAAAGUGAUGUGAUUGCGUCACAAGCUCUGCCCCCAAAAUGUCGAACCAGCCCAAAAAAUCCAAAAAAUCCAUCUGAGAUUAUGGUAGAUAAACUAUGAGUGAAAUCACAUCAGAAUACAUGUCCAUCACACAGGUCAGCCCACUGAGGGCAGGACAUGUAGGGAGUACCGUUUCAAUGCUCCUGUCUGCAAGAUCCUCGUGCCCUGAAUGUAGGGCAAGCGAAUCUAAGAAAGCGCUCAUGCCAUGACUGUUGGGGAUAGUUCCCUUGUGUCCCCAAAAGCUGGACAUCAGUGGCCUAAGGUGGGACAGGACACGAAUAUCCAGACUGUCCAACCGAAAUUGGGAUUGUUGGGAGGCGUGGUACAUUCAUGUUGGUCUGUUUACAAAAACAUCUUAGAAGAGAAACCAAGUGUGAGAUAGCAGUUUGUGGCUACCAUAGAGAAUAAUCAGAGUCAUAAACCGCUACUUAGUAACUGUCUUUAGGCAGCAGCAGUUGUUAAUGCUCUGUCGCUACUGGUGAAAUCAAUAAACAGCUGUACUUACUAACAGUAGUGGUUAACACUUUAGCAAAUAGUCAAGCAAACUAUGACAACAGGUUCAGUCAAUUUUUUUAGAAGUAUAAUAUAUAUAAAUAUAUAGUUAACCACUUACUACGCUACCAGAAUAAAGUAUAAACCAAAAUUGGCCUUUUUAUUCAUUUAUCUUUUUAACUAUUUAACGUGGUGGCUCAAUAGUGAGUGCUGGCAGGGGCCACAUAAUUAAACCUUGCACCACCUAGAGUUUUUUAGCUACUUGCUCAUUGACUGUUAACAUAGAACAAAUUUAGGAUUCCCCGAACUAAAAUGAAUUCUGAAAAUCAAUUCGGCCAAAUCAAAUUUUUUUCAAGAUGCACAAAUCUAGUUAAUGCCACCAAGAACAAGUGAUGGGAAUUAAAAAUGUUUUAGUGCAAUAAGAGUGUCAAGCUAUAAUGUCCUCGUUUCCUAUUGUAUACCACCUUUCUAUCUACAGGAACUUGCAAACAUGGAGGAAUUCAAAACAUCAGCAAACCAUUUGGGGUACAGCUCAACUAUUUAGGAUUUGCCUAUAAGUUUGGCGGUUGGGGCAAGGAUUCAAUGUUAGGGGCCGAUCAGGAUAUCCACUGGGUGGCCCCUCUGACUACGGAUGGGAGAUCCAUGAAUAGUAUACACUUCUACCCUUCAUACGACGAUCUCCUGCUCUACAAAAAACCUACAGACAAGGUCCUCACUAAACCUAUAGCAUACAACAAUAUUGACUACUGCAGCAGUGGACAAGGUGGUGGUGUGAUCAUGUUUAAUGAAUCCAUGUACUACAACUGCAACAAUACUAGGGACCUCUGCAAGUUUAAUACAAACACAAACGCUGAGGAGUGUAAAACGCUCACAGAUGCCACAUUCAACAACCGGUUCUCUUAUGCCUCCAAUCAGUGGCAAAACAUUAACUUGGCUGCCGAUGAAGAUGGUCUUUGGGUGAUUUAUUCCACAGAGCAGAAUGGAAGAAAUAUAAUUAUCAGUAAACUGAAUUCAACCUCCAUGAUAGUAGAGAAGACUUGGACUACCUCCCAAAACAAGCUUGGAGUUACCAACACCUUCAUGGUAUGCAGUAUUCUAUAUGCAACACGGACUCUUAACACAAGAAGGGAAGAGAUCUUCUACAUGUAUGACACCAAGACAGGUACUGAAGGGAAGCUGAGUAUCCCCUUUGACAAGAUGAUGGAGAACAUUCAAAGUCUGUCCUACAACCCCAAUGACCACAAACUCUACAUGUUUAGUGAUGGCUACCUGGCCACUUAUGAUCUCAACUAUAAACCACUUCCAUAG